AUGUUGGCAGUGAUCGCAGCAUCCUGCCGCGUCUCGAAGAGUGUUUUGCGGUCGGGUCGAACGUCACCGAUGAGUGUUGAUUCGGGAUUCGAGUCGUCAUCGUUCCCCUCCUCUCCAGACUCAUCCAAUGACACAUCUAUCCUGGCCACUACCCAUCAUCCUCAGUUACCUUCAUCAGCCAAAUGCAUAUCUCUUGAUGUCAAGCACUCGUCACUUAGUAGCACUCGUACCGAUAUCAUAACAGAUGAAGACUCGUGUUUGUCUUCAUCGCUCCCUUCCGAAUCUCAAUUGUCACUGCCUUCCGACACCUUAACACUACCAUUAGAAUCUCCGAUAUCACUGCCAUCCAAAUCACCAUCUUCAGAAUCUUCCUUGUUAUCAUCAGAAUUACCGCAACCGUCAUACUUAACCGCAAAUACCUCAUCUCCGAGCAAAUCACAAGACUAUCCCCAGCACCAAGUGCCAUCCUCAUCAUCAGUUGAUAACCAUGAUGAUAACUCACUUAUCACUGUUGACUUCAAAUGUGAUAAUGAUAUUAUCAGUACGAAGAGCGAUGAUAAGCCUGAUAAUAAUAAUGAUGAUAAGCUGAUAAACAAUGAAAUGGAUGAUAUAAAAGUCUCGAACGAAAUAAAAGAAAGUGGAUUAAAGUUAUCAGAAGAACCGAAUGGCUGUGUGUUGAAGUGUGCAUCAAUAGCCUCUUCAUCUUCUUCGUUGAUAUCGUUGAAUACUAAUAAUGUUAGUGAUAACAGUAGCAGUGAACUGUUAUCGUUGUGUCAUUGGGAUCGGUGCAUGGAACGCUUCAAGUGUGAUAAUGAUUUGUAUGAUCAUGUUAUUAAGAACCACCUGGAAAUAUUACGACCGCGGGAUUGCUUAAGUCCGAACUCAAGAGGGAAGUGCUCUCAGAGAAUUCGAAUGAAGACAUUACCAUGUAAAUGGGAGAAACGAUCAAACUCGGAAGAGAACGAUACAUCGAAACUGAAGUCGUGUUAUCAAUGGACACCAGUGCCGUAUUAUCCACCUUGUGAAGAUCGUGAUUUUUUGGAUAGUGCGACGGAUGAGUGGUUAGUGAUGAGAUUGAGGGAGUACGAGAGGGUGACCAAUGGUUGCUUGGUGGUCAGGGAUCAGGAGAAACGAGGAGGUGCGCAGUAUCGCAAAAGGAGACGAGUGUUGCAUUUUGAAAUUGCAACUUUUAAGCAGAAGCCGCCCACCAAGGUGAUGUGUAUGAGUGAAAAGAAACGACUUUUGAACGAUGCAUUCUUUAGCCAACAACAACAACACACGAACGUGCAUUUAACAACAGCAAAUUGUAGUGCAUCUUCGUUGAGUAAGAAAGCAUCGAAUUUGCGAAACGCAAUCAAAUAA
Molecule: messenger RNA, 1362 nt
Organism: Anisakis simplex (herring worm)
Lineage: Eukaryota; Metazoa; Nematoda; Chromadorea; Rhabditida; Anisakidae
Source: the annotation of a GenBank genome assembly